AUGAACCUGAACGCUUUGUUCCAGCAAAUUCAGUUCACGGAGAAGCAGGCGAGGGAGAAGAGGAGCUUCAUCCAACAAGCUAAAUGUGACAUAAAUAGAAGUUAUGAAAAAAUGAACCAAAUAAAAGAAGAGCUGAGCGCUGCAAAAAUUAACUUAGAGACCAAGGUUCAGCAUCUGUCUGUAAAGCAGUUCAAUGUAGAAAUACUGAAGAAACAAGAAGACAGCUUAGAAAAACAAAAAGCUGAACUUAUUAAUCAAAGAACCAGUCUUCUUAAAAUCAUGGCAGAUGCAAAGAAAAAAAUUACUGAAGAGGAAGAUAAUUUUACCAGAGAAAUAACAGAGUUUAACAAUGAAUAUGGACUAACAAGUAAUAGAGAUCUUCAUAUUAAAAAGAAAGUCAAGACUGAAAUAAAUGAUUUAGAGAAUGAGGCAGCUCUGUUGAAAAAUGAAAUGGAGUCAAUGGAACAUAAAAAUGUUCAGUUAAAUGCACUCCAGCUGCAGAAGAAUGAAUUAAAGCAGGAUUUAUUUACUCUCCAAAGUGAGCUCAAAGACCUUGAGAAAGUAAUCAGGGAAACAGAAAGAAUGACGAAGAAUUUAGAAGCAGAAAAACUCCAAGUUACUGAAAAACCUCAGACCGAUCCUGAAUGUUUAAGACUUAAGAAAGAGUUGGAAAAAUGCAAAGAUGAUAAUUGGGAAAGUGUCUGUGAGACUCUUCAAACAGAAAUUGAAAUUCUGCAAAUGGUCCCAGCUAAUACUGAAGCAGUUAACCCCAUUAAAGUGCGAAGAUUUCUAGAAGCCAACACAGAAGUGCUGACAUCUGACAAUGCUGCUGAACUAUGA
Lonchura striata (white-rumped munia) is the source of this 840-nucleotide messenger RNA. Lineage: Eukaryota; Metazoa; Chordata; Aves; Passeriformes; Estrildidae. The record is from RefSeq and is a predicted model, not a curated record.